Messenger RNA from Didymosphaeria variabile, 1587 nucleotides. RefSeq lists its product as uncharacterized. NCBI's taxonomy places the organism in Eukaryota, Fungi, Ascomycota, Dothideomycetes, Pleosporales, Didymosphaeriaceae. Bases 1 to 1587 code for a protein of 528 amino acids. The transcript has a single exon. The record is from RefSeq and is a predicted model, not a curated record.
AUGGUAGAGGAUGUUGCCCCGCAGGAAUACUCGGAGAAGGGUGCCCUAGCGGCACACGCCGACGCCCGGGAGCUCGUCCGCCUGGUCCAAUGCCCGCAGUGCUCGAAGCCUUUCAACGCUCCCGUGACGCUGCCAUGCGGUCACACCGCCUGCCGUAGCUGUCUCCCCAACCCCGUCGCCCGCACCAACAUCUCCUAUCCGAAUACCCCAGACCGACUCCUCGGCAUAUCCUGUCCACUGGCAUCAUGCGGGGCCGAACAUGCAGCGGCCGAAUGCAGCGUGGAUGUGACUUUGACGAAGCUCAUGGAGCUCAUAAAGAAUGAGGUUGCCAAGCACUUGCCAUUGGUGGCAGAUAUGCCUAUACACCUGCAAGAGAUUCUGAAGUGGGAUGGCGACGUAGCAAUGGAAGAGAAUGAAAAGACGGAAGCGAAAGGAAAUUCGAGAGUGUUGCAAGGUGGCCGACUGGUCUCCACUUUCGUCAUGGCCGAGAUGGGUGACCUGCGGUAUAGUUCCGAGGUCGAAUACAAGACGCUCUCUGAUGCCCACGAUGACCAAGACUUGAAUAAUGCAUUGCUGGAGCGGCUGCGAGACGCUGCGCAGAAAGAGCUCGAUUGUCACGUGUGUUAUAACAUGAUGCUGGAUCCGACGACGACAUCGUGUGGUCACACGUUCUGCCGCCGCUGCCUUGUCCGUGUCAUGGACCACAGCAGCAUAUGCCCUGUGUGCCGACGAGGAUUGCACAUCCCAGCCUCGCUGCAGAACAAACCUAGCAAUACUCUGCUCAAUGCACUCCUGAAUGGCCUCUGCCCCGAGCUAGUCGAGGCCCGACACAGGGCCGUUGAGGCGGAAGAGCAAGGUGGUGAUGAUGACCUCAACACUCCGCUCUUCGUCUGCACGUUAUCGCUCCCGACCAUGCCUACGUUCCUCCACGUCUUCGAACCUCGAUACCGUCUGAUGAUGCGUCGUUGCGUCGAAGGUAACAGACAAUUUGGCAUGGUCAUGUACAACCGCAACUCUGCUCCACAGGGUGACAUGGGUUCUACACAGUUUCUCGAAUAUGGCACUCUCCUCGAGAUCGUCAAUUUGGAGCUACUGCGUGACGGACGUAGCUUCGUGGAAACGCGAGGUAUCGGCCGCUUCAAGAUUCGCAGGCACGGUAUGCUUGACGGAUACCACGUGGCUCGGGUCGAGCGAGUAGAGGAUCUUUCUCUGGCCGAAGAGGGACUUCUGGAGCAAAGUGAGACUACUGUCGCAAACGAGUUUGCGCAGCGAUAUCAGCAGGACAACCCGGAUAUGCCGCUUCCUUUGGAUGUCGCUAUCAACCGGUUCUCUACCCAGGAGCUGCUGGACAACUGCAUGACUUUUAUCCGCCAGAUGCGAGACGCUAGUGCCCCCUGGCUGAGCGCGCGCAUUGUCCAAGUGUACGGCGAGCCACCCGAAGACCCAGCUCUUUUCCCCUACUGGUUUGCAUCCGUCGUUCCCAUUGCCGAAGAAGAGAAGUACUCAUUGCUGCGGACGACGCGUGUCCGCGAGCGCCUAAAGAUUGUGUAUUCGUGGAUUAGGAGAAUACGGGGUCAGAGAUGGUAA